Cottoperca gobio is the source of this 953-nucleotide messenger RNA. Its product is annotated as borealin-2-like. The transcript has 10 exons. Gene Ontology annotation, biological process: mitotic sister chromatid segregation. The record is from RefSeq and is a predicted model, not a curated record. Lineage: Eukaryota; Metazoa; Chordata; Actinopteri; Perciformes; Bovichtidae. Gene Ontology annotation, cellular component: chromosome passenger complex; spindle midzone; chromosome, centromeric region. Bases 99 to 875 code for a protein of 258 amino acids.
CCGGUAAGCGGAUGAAUAUCUUAAUUAAAUGUUGUGCGGUCACAGGUGCGUGCUCGUGCUGCUUCAGACACUGAGCUUUGAGAGGACAGGACGACAAGAUGCCGUCGAGGAAGGCAAAAAACACAGGAAAUGCGCAGAUUAAAGAACGGCUGAGCCGGGAGAUGCGAGACAGCAGACUGACUCUCUUCAUUCAGCAGUUUGAGAAAGAAGCACAAGAGCGUAUGAACGAGUUAGAAGCCAAACUGGAGAACAUGCUGGCAACGGUGGACAAGGUCUUCAAAGUGGAACUGAUGAAGUUGCCUCCUUCUCUUCAAAACACGCGCAUUGGGGACCUAAUAAGCGAGGAGGACUCUUCAGCAAGUGAGGUGACGAUAGCCAUGAAGAACGAGUCCCUUGAGAUGCAGCAGCCCCUCAGGAGGGCACACAGCAAAAGAGUCAAAUCAACGGAUUCUUCCCCCGGUCAGUCCUCCCUGGGUCAGAAGUCAUCCAAGACCUCCAAGGGAGCAAAGGGGACAAAAAGGACCGGAAAAUUAGUUGGUAGUAACAGCACUGGAAAUCUCAGGAUCUCAAUCGAUGCCAAAAGAACUCAAAGCCUCUCGACCAAGAACGACCAGGCUAGACCGUCCUCUCUGAGACUCAGGUCUGUCGUCUCUGCUGGUGAUCUGCACUGUUCAAUGGCCGGCUCUGCUGCACACAUCACUGUUACCACAGCGCGGGGACAGACGCUCUCCUUUUCUGACGAGAAGCAGGAUGAAAUUAACUUUGACCUAAUGGAUGACGUGGCCUGGUGCCAGAUUCAGAAGCUCACGAGUCUGAUGGACCAUCUGUCCAGACGAAGUCGCGGCGACCAAGACAUUUCUCCAGUUGGGAAUUGAUUACAUUUAAAAUGUUUUAUAUUAUAAAACAAGUUAAUUGUUUUUUAAAAGUAAAUAAAGCUUAUUUGUAUUUUCCUA